UUUGUGGCUCAUUAUGGUGCCCCCAGCUUUCCACAGAUGCCAAAAGCCGUCCUUUUAUUUCUCGACUCUCAAACACCAAACUAAAUCUAUGUCACACUAUUAACACUCUAGAACAUUCCCUCUCUCCCCUGAAUUAUUUAUAUAUUUGAAUCAGAUUUAGAGUUAGAGAGACAGUGCUGAAUAGUUUUGAGUCUCUGACAUUUUGUCUUUUGAAGUUGCGCCCUACCUCGUAUUCUCCGCUCAAACCAAAACCGGGCCAACAUGUCAACCAUGACAUCUGUGAAACUUCCCUCCCAUUGCAUGUUCAGAAAUGCACCUCAGAACCGUUUCAACAGUGCUAUUAUCAAAUGCCCAUCCUCUCUUGGACCUGUAAAGAGUAUCUCCAAAGCAUUUGGCCUGAAAGCAUCCCCUUCUUUCAGAGUAUCUGCAAUGGCAGUAUACAAGAUCAAACUUGUAGGACCAGAUGGUGAAGAAAAUGAGUUUGAGGCCCCUGAUGAUGCUUACAUCCUAGAUUCAGCUGAGAAUGCAGGAGUUGAGCUGCCUUAUUCAUGCAGGGCUGGGGCUUGCUCUACCUGUGCUGGGAAGAUGGUGACAGGCUCAGUAGACCAAUCUGAUGGUUCAUUCCUUGAUGAAAAUCAAAUGAAGGAAGGUUUUGUGCUGACUUGUGUCGCGUACCCAACUGCAGACUGUGUGAUUCACACACACAAGGAAGGUGAUCUUUACUGAGUGGUUGUGAUUGUUAGAAUAGGUUUUUGAAAAUCUUAUUGUCUAAAAUGGUUAUGAUAACCGGAUGUUCAUGUAUCCCUUGGACCUCUGGAUCUUUGAGUGUUUGUCAUCUCUUUGUUGGAAUGCCAUUUAAUUUGAUUUUAGUUAUAAUAGCAUUGGAUACAUCAAUUUUUAA
Quercus lobata is the source of this 901-nucleotide messenger RNA. Its product is annotated as ferredoxin, root R-B2. Gene Ontology annotation, biological process: electron transport chain. The record is from RefSeq and is a predicted model, not a curated record. NCBI's taxonomy places the organism in Eukaryota, Viridiplantae, Streptophyta, Magnoliopsida, Fagales, Fagaceae. The transcript is spliced from 2 exons. Gene Ontology annotation, cellular component: plastid. Gene Ontology annotation, molecular function: electron transfer activity; 2 iron, 2 sulfur cluster binding. Bases 262 to 726 code for a protein of 154 amino acids.